CCUCUCUAGGCUGCCGGUUGGGCUGCAGGCCUGGAGUUGGGGACCCAGGUGGGUGCGGAGUCAGACGCUCAGGUGAGCUGGCGCGGUGCGCGCAGGUGAGGGGCGCCCAGGUGAGCCAGCGCGGUGCGUGCAGGACUUUCUUAGUGGGUUGAGAAGGAUCAACUGGGCCUUUUGAAUUAAGAGAGUCCAGAGAUUUUAGAGAGGCCCGUUCAAGAAGGAACACUUCCAUUCUGCUGUGAAAGCCCUAGACAAGACAUUGGAGGGCCCAAUGGCUGCAAACUCCCUACAUGAUGCUUCCAAAACCAAGAGUCCAGACUGCAUCACCAACAGCAGGGCCGCGACUCAAGGACAGUGGGGCCGUGCCUGGGAGGUGGACUGGUUUUCGCUGGCGAGCGUCAUCUUUCUGCUGCUCUUCGCGCCCUUCAUCGUAUACUACUUCAUCAUGGCGUGUGACCAGUAUGCCUGCUCUCUGACAGCCCCCGUGCUGGAUGUUGCCACUGGGCGUGCUCGGCUCUCAGACAUCUGGGCCAAGACUCCAUCUAUGACGAAGAAAGCAGCCCAGCUCUACACCCUGUGGGUCACGUUCCAGGUGCUUUUGUACGUGGCGCUUCCUGACUUCUGCCAUAAGUUCCUGCCGGGCUACGUGGGAGGCAUUCAAGAGGGCGCCGUGACCCCCGCAGGGGUUGUCAACAAGUAUGAAAUCAACGGCCUGCAAGCGUGGCUCAUCACGCACCUUCUCUGGUUUGCAAACUCUCACUUCCUGUCCUGGUUCUCUCCCACCAUCAUCUUCGACAACUGGAUACCACUGCUCUGGUGCGCCAACAUCCUCGGCUACGCUGUUUCCACCUUCGCCAUGAUCAAGGGCUACUUCUUCCCCACCAAUGCCAAAGACUGCAAAUUCACAGGCAAUUUCUUUUACAACUACAUGAUGGGCAUUGAGUUUAACCCCCGAAUUGGGAAGUGGUUUGACUUCAAGCUGUUCUUCAACGGACGCCCCGGGAUCAUCGCCUGGACCCUCAUCAACCUGUCCUUUGCGGCCAAGCAGCGGGAGCUCUACGGCCAGGUGACCAACGCCAUGGUCCUGGUCAACGUCCUGCAGGCCAUCUACGUGCUGGACUUCUUCUGGAACGAAGCCUGGUACCUGAAAACCAUCGACAUCUGCCACGACCACUUUGGGUGGUACUUGGGCUGGGGGGACUGCGUCUGGCUGCCGUACCUGUACACCCUGCAGGGCUUGUACCUGGUCUACCACCCGGUGCAGCUGGCCACCGCCCAUGCCAUGGGCGUCCUGCUGCUUGGCCUGCUAGGCUACUACAUUUUCCGGAUGGCCAACCAUCAGAAGGACCUGUUCCGCCGCACGGACGGCCGCUGCCUGAUCUGGGGCAGGAAGCCCAAGGUCAUCGAGUGCACGUACACGUCGGCCGACGGGCAGAAGCACCGCAGCAAGCUCCUGGUGUCGGGCUUCUGGGGCGUGGCCCGCCACCUCAACUACACGGGCGACCUGAUGGGCAGCCUGGCGUACUGCCUGGCCUGUGGCGGAGGCCACCUGCUGCCCUAUUUCUACCUCGUCUACAUGGCCAUCCUGCUGACCCACCGCUGUGUCCGGGAUGAGCACCGCUGUGCCAACAAGUACGGCGGCAGCUGGGAGCGCUACACCGCGGCCGUGCCCCACCGCCUGCUGCCCGGGAUCUUCUGAAGCCCCUCCCCCCCGGGAGAAGCCCCCAGGGUCCAGGAAGAGCACGAGAGCCGGCUCUGCUGGGGCUCCCCCCGCCCCCGCCCCCGCCCCGGGAGCUUCCGGUCCCUCAUUGGAAAUGGAAAGAGCGUGGCGCUUGGCGUGUCCUCCUCUUCCCUCGUCCCCGGGGGGGUCCUGAGGGUUUACGCCACCAGCAGAGAUGACCAGUUCCCUCUGCGGUGCCCCGCGGGCAGCCCGUGAUGCCCACGUUUGUCCUGUGUGUUGGGAGCCCGAGUGGCCAGACGCACUGGUGUCCGACGUGGAACGGACACCUUCGGCUCGCUGUCACUUAUCCUCACGACAUAAGGGGGGACAUGGAUACGAGAGGUGCUGCAGUUACCAGCUUAUUGCCUUGGCUCCAGAUGUGCUCUUCCUCACCCACUCUGCGACUGUGGGCCGGACCCUGUAGACCUCUCUCCUUGGCUGCGCACCUGAUGUUACAUUGGAGGGACUCUGCACGGAGGAGGGGGCUUCUCUGUCUAGUUUCAGUGAUGUUGCAUUCCCUGCUGCUCACAGCCGUGAGGGGACAGCCAAGGCGCGUGCCCACAGCACGCGGACGUCCCAGCACUGGCCGUGGCGCCCAGUGUCCGACCUCCAGGGAUCCGGCCACCAGCCUCGGCCUGCCCGCCCUCUGCAGGGUUUCCUCCUGCUUGCCUGGCGACUGCCCACGUUGGCUCCAACAACCCAGCACACCUGUGCGCCAUCCGGGGGGGCCUCCAACAAGAGCUGAAUCCCAGCCUCGGGGAGGGGAUGCCUUUCAGGUCAAUUUUUUUACCCUGGGCAUUUGCUCUCAACCCUAGGAUUUUCUUGAAAGCUCUCUUUAAACAUUACUGCCUUAGUAGAUCUGAUAAUUCUUUAUAUUAAACUUCCCCUGU
Molecule: messenger RNA, 2607 nt
Organism: Neomonachus schauinslandi (Hawaiian monk seal)
Lineage: Eukaryota; Metazoa; Chordata; Mammalia; Carnivora; Phocidae
Gene: DHCR7
Product: 7-dehydrocholesterol reductase
Exons: 9
Coding region: 269-1696 (475 amino acids)
Biological process (GO): brassinosteroid biosynthetic process; cholesterol biosynthetic process
Cellular component (GO): endoplasmic reticulum membrane
Molecular function (GO): 7-dehydrocholesterol reductase activity
Source: RefSeq, a predicted model, not a curated record